This is a messenger RNA of Suillus paluster, 393 nucleotides long. RefSeq lists its product as uncharacterized. The record is from RefSeq and is a predicted model, not a curated record. The transcript is spliced from 7 exons. Bases 51 to 332 code for a protein of 93 amino acids. Lineage: Eukaryota; Fungi; Basidiomycota; Agaricomycetes; Boletales; Suillaceae.
UCAUUUUCGACUCGGAGGUUUGCUGGACAUGGGGGAGAGAGCGGGGGAUCAUGAGGAUAACUUUAGUUAUAUCUCGCUAUGCGCCGUUCGUAAGCUUUACUGUAGCCGUAUAUUAUGCCGUCAGUCAACUCGAGGAGGAAUUCCAAAUAUGUUCUUCGCUAUAUAUGCCAGCAUACACAUCUUGGCUGCUGCUGCUGCUCAGAUACUGCUCGUGGCAAGGACGCACGUUUUCUGGGGAUGUGAAAAAAAACGUUCUUGAUCGCGAUAUCAGUUUUCAGCACGGUGACCUUCGUCCAUCCUCUCGGCCAUUUCCUUGUCGCUCAACUUCUUAGGCCAUGAUGGCAGCCAUGCUGACAAUUGUAAAUGUCGAUGCGCGUAAAUCCGGAUAUUCUA